Messenger RNA from Fonsecaea erecta, 570 nucleotides. RefSeq lists its product as hypothetical. NCBI's taxonomy places the organism in Eukaryota, Fungi, Ascomycota, Eurotiomycetes, Chaetothyriales, Herpotrichiellaceae. The coding region runs from base 1 to 570 and encodes 189 amino acids. Gene Ontology annotation, biological process: protein folding; protein complex oligomerization; response to hydrogen peroxide. The record is from RefSeq and is a predicted model, not a curated record. The transcript has a single exon.
AUGGCUCUCUUCCCGCGCAUCCCAUCCUCAUUCGGCCCCUACCGCUCUGAGUUGGGCCCCUUCUUCAAUCUCUUCAACGACACCUUCUCGGAACUCCAGAAGCUGUCCGACAACGCGUCCCGGACCUUCGCGCCUAAAUUUGACGUGAAGGAAGCCAAGGACAGCUACAUCCUCGAGGGAGAACUGCCCGGCAUCGACCAGAAGGACGUCAUCAUCGAGUUUGCCGACGAACAGACUCUGACGGUGAAGGGCAGGACCGAGAGCUUCCGCGAGGAGGGCACCAAGCCGGACCAAGCCAAAGCCGUUGAGGGGAAGAAAGACGAAGCCACGACGUCGGGCAGCAAAGAGGUAGCCACCACCGGCUCCAAGGAAGUGUCCAAGGCCGAACCGCAACACACUUACUGGGUGUCGGAGCGCAGCGUCGGUGAGUUCGCCCGCUCGUUCUCCUUCCCCAACCCGGUCGACCACGAGAAAGUCCGAGCCAGCAUGAAGAACGGCAUCCUGAGCAUCGUCGUCCCCAAGCUGCAAAAGGCGAAGACGUCGAAGAGAAUCGAAAUCAGCCAGGAGUAA